AUGUCUACAUUGUCGGAUAAUCAACAACAAUGUAAACCACCAGCAGUUAAUUUAUCUGAUGCAGAAUGGAAAAAGAAAUUAACUAAUAAACAAUAUCGUAUAUUAAGACAAAAAGAUACAGAAUAUCCUGGUACAGGUGAAUAUAAUAAAUAUUUUGAAACAGGAAUUUAUAAAUGUGCUGGUUGUGGACAAGAAUUAUAUGAUUCUUCAUCGAAAUUUGAUUCACAUUGUGGUUGGCCAGCAUUUAGUUCUUCAAUUGGUACAUCAGUUAGACAUCAAAUAGAUGUAGAUGGUUAUCGAGAAGAAAUUUUAUGUGCUAAUUGUGAUGGUCAUUUAGGUUUGUUUAAGACUUCUAUUUGA
Rotaria sp. Silwood2 is the source of this 360-nucleotide messenger RNA. Lineage: Eukaryota; Metazoa; Rotifera; Eurotatoria; Philodinida; Philodinidae. The record is from the annotation of a GenBank genome assembly.